Messenger RNA from Dimorphilus gyrociliatus, 1332 nucleotides. The record is from the annotation of a GenBank genome assembly. Lineage: Eukaryota; Metazoa; Annelida; Polychaeta; Dinophilidae.
GUAGAUCGUUCCCAGAAGUUGAUUACGAAACGUCUUGAGUUUUUCCAUACUGAGGAAAAUUUACUAACGAAAAAGCGACUAUACUGCCUACAAAUUGUUAUUUUUGAGAAAAGGAAUUUGUGUUUACGAAUCAAAUAAGAAAAUGAAAGCUAAAAUUUGUCAACCUCGUACUGCUGGAGCUAUGAGAGAAGGUGGUGUGAAGAAAUCACAUGCUACACACGUAAUCGAUGGUGAAAUGGCCUCUUACUUUGCCAAAUUACGAGAUCUCGUACCUACAAUACCUAACGACAAGAAGGUCAGCAAAGUACAACUCCUACAACACGUUAUUGACUAUAUUUUCGAUCUGGAAAUGACGCUCGAACUCGACUGUUCACCCUGCCUGCCUACUGAAGGACGAACGCCUUUAGGCGAAAACCCAAUGAAUUUACCAUUUCACCGGUUAACGACAACCGACAUUCAACCAUUUUAAUCAUUAUAUAUAGAGAAACGCUGGUACUAAUCAGCGUUUUUCUGGAUAUCUCAACCGUCCUUUAAUUGGUAAGUUGAAUUUUCCUAUUUAUAUUUAUACAUAAGUUUGUUUAGCAAGUAAAUGAAUAUAUUUAUAUCGACGCGACGUCACAUUGUGCAGUCAGCUAGGCAACGAAAGUCUAUGCAGCGUUAGUAAUGACCGCCGUCACCAUAGCGACGGGCGUCAAUAAAACAAUUGCUUAGCGCAUACAAGUUGGUUCUAGUCCCCGGAGAAAUCUUCUAGGCGACUAGAUAUGCGCCAAGCGAGAUUCUUCUUUGAUUGCGUCGUCUCGCGUGACUGUAAUACGCUGUAAGACGGCGCUCUUGUAGCAAAAAAGUAAAGAAGGAAAAAAAUUCGAUUACGAGUGACGACGUCAGGUUCGGCCGCGACGACCUGAUUAGAUUUGCAUUUUUUUGCACCGGGGGCUAACGCUUGCCCGUUUCACUCAUAAAAAAUCCGGUCUUAAGCACCCGUCUCAGAAAACUCCCUACUAGGGCUUUUUAUUUCCUUUUUGUUAGAAGACGUCUCGUUCCCGCACCUGUUUUAUUGAUUCGAUUAUUUAUUCUUUUGCAGCGAGCUGGUUUCGCUCUCACGGUCGUCAAUGUCGAGAAAUCCAGCCGGAUCUGGAAAACAGGCGAGUGCAAUAUAUAUGAAGUGAUCUGGAAAAAGAGAGACGUCUACCGGUUUACUUAGUACAAGAAAAAUUAUUGUAAUAUAGUUUGUUUUCAUUCUUUUAAGACAAAAUAAUAGUUUGUUUAAGAAUUAUUCAAGUGUAAAAACUAAAUUGCUUUUACGAAUAGUUGAAUACAAAAAAAUGACAUCAA